This is a messenger RNA of Botrytis byssoidea, 593 nucleotides long. RefSeq lists its product as uncharacterized. The record is from RefSeq and is a predicted model, not a curated record. Bases 1 to 327 code for a protein of 108 amino acids. Lineage: Eukaryota; Fungi; Ascomycota; Leotiomycetes; Helotiales; Sclerotiniaceae. The transcript is spliced from 3 exons.
AUGUAUCGCAAUUCCGCACAUACUUUACAAUCUUCUUUCCUCAGAUACACCAUCUCAGCCACAUACUAUCACAAUGCCGUUGACCAUGAUAUACCAGAGUCCAAAUUUUUAACCAUAUACCUCAAGGUCGACCGGAACCUGCCGUACAUAAGCGUGCUUGUUCUCCUCGGCUCGCUCAUGCUGCAGAAAGUGCUUACUGUUGACGUACCAACUGCAAACUUAUUGCACAACUCUUACAUAGUUUUGACUGCUUACCUGUGCGACCGUGUCUUUCGACGUUUGGACCUCCCACCAUACCCUUUACCAGAGUCACCAGAGAAGAAGUGAAUUGAUCGAGGGCCAAUUUUUCAACGGCAUUUUGAGGCUUGAUAGGGAAGGGGGAACUUACAUUCUGAGCGUUAUGCCGCGAGAGGGAGGCGAGGAGUGAAACUUUGUGAUUGAAUGGCGGUGAUAUAUAACUUUGUACUUACAGUGAGAGCAUCAUGAUGCUCGUACGUGCCAUAUUUCUACCUAUGUAGCUCGUGGUUAAUAUAGACAACAGCACACAUAAAUUGAAUGAAAUUUUCAACCUUAAACCAACACAGGGAAGUUAU